AAAUGAAAAAGUCUCUGCCUCAGUCCCACCAGCUUGCAGCCCCGUGGCGAGUUGAGUGAGACAUGCUACCAAAACCGGUGACGCUAUGCUGGACUGGCGUGUGGUGUGUUAUCAGCGAUCCCAUUUCUGGCCAAGACCCGUAAAAAAUAUCCCAGUCUUUCUCCAGUUUAGUCCACGCAGCCAACAGGGUGUCGAUUUCAGAGGAAACGGCCCAAGUGUGACGCUGACUGGCCAUGUUUCUGGCAAUUCCGGCCAGUGCAAAGGACCUGCAUUGGGCUCCAGCUUGGUUGGUUAUGGACAAUCAGCCCGGACGCAGGAUACGCUUUGGCCAGCACAGCGUGACGUCGAGGGGGACUUGAAGGGGGAGUUUUCCAUUUGGAUGAUAGGAUGGUUGUUGAUUAGCUUGGGGGCGGUGGUGGUGGUGGUGGUUCCCUUUUUCCCCCCCUUCUUUGUUGCACUGUCAGCGCACGUUACUUUUGUUAAUGCCUACCUACCCCCAUGUCAUUUAGCCAAAACCAGUUGCAAAUAAUGAUGAACCCAGCAUGACAGGCUGUUUGUUUCAGGGUUCAGGGCUUCCAUUGUGUGUAGAGGGCUGCAAGUGAGACAUCAUUGGAUGUAUCGAUGUAGGAUGUAGGAUGGCAGGAACAACGUGACAGAUCAGCUGACCGACUACAGUAUAUGUCAUGUGUCUUCAUACACACAUCCCACUUCACAACUUAUCUCAGUAGAAUCAGCUAUCCCAAACAUCAUCCCUUGUCCUUUUCCUACUCCCAAGGUAGAGAAUAAGGCCCCAACGUG
This is a messenger RNA of Aspergillus fijiensis CBS 313.89, 798 nucleotides long. RefSeq lists its product as uncharacterized. The transcript has a single exon. The coding region runs from base 86 to 529 and encodes 147 amino acids. The record is from RefSeq and is a predicted model, not a curated record. NCBI's taxonomy places the organism in Eukaryota, Fungi, Ascomycota, Eurotiomycetes, Eurotiales, Aspergillaceae.